GUCUCGAAUCGACAGCUUCUGAAAUGGAAUCUGCGCCAGGCGUCACAAAAUGCAGCUUUUAUGUCACCCCGCAAGUGCCUUUCCCACCAGGUUUUAAGAGAUGCGUCCUUCUGUCCUCCUCCUGCUGGCCAUCUGCCUGGUGCCUGCACACUUCAAACCAGCAGAACAUCUCGGAAGCGCUUUCCUUCAACACUGCUUUGAGGAGGCCAAACAGAUUGUUGAUGACGCUUACACGUACUCCAGAGCAGAGAGUCUGAGGAGGGUGCGCAAGGACGUGGUGAGUCCUCACGACGCUCUGCGCCUGCUGAAGCAGCCUCGGGGGGAGACGCGCUCCUCUGUGAGGGCCGCCGACUACAUGGAGCAGACCCUGCGCCUCGUGCAGGAGCGGGUGCACCGCAUCCAUAAGCGCUCCCUCAAUGCGACAGACUUGCUCUCUGCGGAGGAUCUGCAGGUACUGAGCAUGAUAACAGGAUGUUCCGCUCGAGUCAGGGAGCCGCAGUGCAACACCAUGCCCAACAUCAACACCUUUCGCACAAUUACAAGCGUGUGCAACAACCUAAAUAAACCCCGCCAAGGAGCUUCUAACACCCCCUUUGCCCGCUGGCUGCCUGCAGAAUAUGACGAUGGCAUCUCGCAGCCCAAAGGCGCUCAACCCAACCGACCCAUCAACAACUUCCUUCUCCCGCUGGUUCGACAGGUGUCCAACAACAUCCUGAGCACCACGGACGCGGGUGUGGUCAGUGACAGAGAGUUCUCUCACAUGGUGACCUUGUUCGGUCAGUGGAACGACCACGACAUCACCUUCACGCCUUUCUCGCCCAGCAUCCGCUCCUUCAGCAACGGCAUCAAUUGCGAGGAGAGCUGCGAGCGCACCGAGCCGUGCAUCCCCAUCCCGAUUCCUCCCGGUGACCCGCGGUUGCCUACCGGGCCAGACAGCUGCUUCCCCUCGUUUCGAUCCGCCCCCGUCUGCGGCACGGGGUUCUCAGCCUACAAUUUCGGAGGGGAGCCCAACAAGCGCGAGCAGAUCAACGCUCUGACGGCCUACCUGGAUCUGAGCCAGGUGUACGGUUCCGAGGAAAAGCUCGCCCUCAAACUCCGCGACCUCGACAGCGACGGGCUUCUGCGCGUUAACACCGAGUUCCGAGACAACGGGCGGGAGCUGCUGCCCUUUGACCGUCUGGAGGACAACAUGUGCGCCACCCGCAGGCGGGUCACCAAUGACAGCAACGCCAGGGAGGUUCCUUGUUUCAUUGCAGGUGACGUCCGCGUGGACGAGAACGUCGCUCUGACGACGAUUCACACUUUGUUCCUGCGUGAACACAACCGUCUGGCCCGCCAACUGAAGAGACUGAACCCCCAGUAUGACAGCGAGACCAUCUACGAGGAGGCCCGCAAAAUCAUGGGCGCGUACACACAGGUGUUUGUGUUCCGUGAUUACCUGCCACACAUUGUGGGCGAUGAAGCCAUGCGCAGGGUACUAGGAAAUUACCCCGGUUACGACCCCAACGUGGACCCCAGUAUCGCCAACGUCUUUGCCACGGCCGCCUACCGCUUCGCUCACUUAGCCCUCCAGCCCAGCUUAGCCCGCCUGGGUGCAGACUACAGAGAGGACCGUCAGUUCCCCAGUGUCCCCCUGUUCAAGGCCUUCUUCACCCCCUGGAGAAUCAUAUUUGAGGGCGGCGUCGACUCGCUCCUGCGUGGUUUAGUGGGUCGACCUGCAAAACUCAACACUCAGGACAACAUGAUGGUGGAUGCUCUGAGGGAGAGGCUCUUCCAGUUUGUGCAGCAUCUGGCCUUGGACCUGGCCUCCCUCAACAUGCAGAGGGCGCGGGACCACGGCUUACCCGGAUACAACGCCUGGCGCGGAUUCUGCGGCCUGUCCCAGCCCAGUAACCAAGCCGAGUUGGCCCAGGUCCUGAACAACACCGACCUGGCCCGCAGGCUGCUGGAACUCUACGGGACGCCUGAAAACAUUGACGUGUGGUUGGGGGGCGUGGCCGAGCCCCUUGUCCGCGGUGGCCGCGUGGGUCCUCUGUUCGCCUGCCUCAUUGCAAACCAGUUCCAGAAGAUUCGUCAGGGUGACAGGUUGUGGUACGAGAACCCGGGCGUUUUCACCGCCAGACAGCGCGCCGCCCUCUCCACCGCCACUCUGUCCAGGAUCAUCUGCGACAAUACGGGCAUCACGGCCGUCCCCAGAGACGCCUUCAGCGUUAUCAACCGUCGAAACCGUCUGGUCCGCUGCGCCAACGUGCGGCAGCUCAACCUGAGAGCGUGGAGACAGAGGCGCUGCACAGAUUUCUUAGAAACGGGUUUCUGUCCUGAAGAUGAUGAGACACAGGACGCAGUGGAUGUGGCGUUUCCCGACGAUGACCUGGAUAACGAGAUCCCUGACAGCCAGUUGCCCUAAGAGGCCCCGCCCACUCCGCAUCAACAGUCUGCCCUUGCCGCCAAACCCAUCGAUCAUCUUUUGUCUCCCCUUCCAUCCUUCUUUCUCCGUGCUAAACGUGUAGCUUCUGGCGUGGGUUUCUCUUUCCGAUUCCCUACGCCAACUGACACUUCCACUUGUCUCCGUCCUCCCCUCCACACGACGUGUACGCCAGCGGCUGCAGAAACAUUUGUCCUCCCUCCUGUUACAGCUGCUGCUUGUCUUGUUUACCAGUAUUAGGAUUAUUUAUGUAGCGACGACAUGUGGGCACCACUUGAAAGUUUUGCUUGUUUUAUUGCAUCUUUUUCAUCUGCUCUCAAUAAAAGUGAAAUAUAUACGCCA
Nerophis lumbriciformis (worm pipefish) is the source of this 2767-nucleotide messenger RNA. It is a transcript of the gene mpx, whose product is annotated as myeloid-specific peroxidase. Gene Ontology annotation, biological process: response to oxidative stress. NCBI's taxonomy places the organism in Eukaryota, Metazoa, Chordata, Actinopteri, Syngnathiformes, Syngnathidae. Gene Ontology annotation, molecular function: heme binding; peroxidase activity. The record is from RefSeq and is a predicted model, not a curated record.